AUGCCGAUCCCUACCAAAAAGAGCAAGCCUCACUGCUAUGCCGAUUCGCCCUUCAUGGAUGCGAUCACGCUAGCCGACAUGCCCUACAAAUUCACUAUCCCUAGCAUGAAGCCUUAUGACGGCACAACCGACCCAGAUGAUCACAUAGCCUCGUACAAGCAGCAAAUAUUCACCGUCUUGAUACCUCGAAUGCUAAGGGAAGCCUGCAUGUGUAAGAGUUUCUGUUCAAGCUUAUCUGGUCCAGCUCUUCAGUGGUACACCAACCUCCCAAACGGUUCUAUCGACUCAUUUGCACAGCUCACCGACAUCUUUGUGGAGCAUUUCGCCAGCAGCAAGAAACUUGAGAAACUAUCAACCGACCUGUAUAGAGUAUACCAGAGAAGGGGGGAGCCGCUGAGAGAGUACAUUAGCAGAUUCAACAAAGAAAAAAUUUACAUCGCUUCUUGUAACCCCGAGACAACCGUAGACGCCUUCAAGAAGGGUCUCCUCCCGGAUGGUAAAUUGUGCAAAGAACUGACGAAGCUCGAUUGCACCACGAUGGAAGACGCCUUGGCGAGAGCAGUGAUUCAAAUAAGGUGGGAGGAAGAUGAGAUGAAUUGGGUAAGUCAUGCUAGGUAUGACUCGAGGCGGAAUGAUAAAAGGCCAAAGUUUAGAUCGAUUGAACCCCAUCACAAACCCUCUCCACGUAACCUAAACAAAAUCAGAAAAUCAUAUGACUGCUAG
Pistacia vera is the source of this 723-nucleotide messenger RNA. RefSeq lists its product as uncharacterized. The record is from RefSeq and is a predicted model, not a curated record. The transcript has a single exon. NCBI's taxonomy places the organism in Eukaryota, Viridiplantae, Streptophyta, Magnoliopsida, Sapindales, Anacardiaceae. Bases 1 to 723 code for a protein of 240 amino acids.